AUGGAGGAGAAAACGGAAGUUUUUGAAUUCCAUGAUUCCGGAAGAGAGAGAAAAAAGAACUAUUUCUUCGCGAUUUUUAACUUGAUGAACGCGAUCGUCGGAGCCGGAAUGUUAAGUUUGUCUUUUGCUGUGAAGUCUCUUGGAAUUCUCCUUUACGGAAUUAUGCUUGUUGUAGUGGGAGUAGUGGCGCUCUACUCGAUCGUUCUACUUCUCCGAAUGUGUGACAUAACCGGCCAUAGAUCGUACGAAGAAAUCGCUUUCGCUGCUUUCGGAAAAAGAGGGAUGACGUUCGUUAUACUUUGCAUCACUUUACAUACAUUCGGCUGCUUAGUUGGCUUCCUAAUGGUCGUCAAAUACGAGCUUCCAUCGGUCGUGAAAGCACUUAUCGGAAUCGAUCCAUGUGUGUCGUACUGGUUUACGUCGCCUGACCUCCUUGUUGUCAUCGCUGUAAUAACAAUCGUCGUCCCGCUUGCUUCUGCCAAGGACAUCAACUUUCUCGGCUACACCUCUGGCUUUGCAAUGCUCUGCAUGAUCUUCUGUGCCAUAACAAUUGUUGUCCAAUACUUCGAGUUGCCUUGUCCGCUUGAGCCAAGCAUGCCAACCGAGUACUGGCAAUUCAUGUUCCACAACAACGACUCUUGCGCCAUCAACAACGCAACUUCCUAUUUGAUCGAAAAGCACGAAACAGUUUUCCGAAAUUCCGAAAUCGAUGAUUUCUCGAACUCGAGGUGCGAACUUGAACAGCCGAUCGCUGAUUUCUAUCUCAACAUUCCAGCCCAGAGUUGCGAACCUAAGCUGGUGUCACUUUCGCUCGCGUCCGUUUACGCAAUUCCCACGAUGGUCUUCGCCUUUCAGUGUCAUGCUUCUGUGCUGCCGAUUUACGCAGAGUUGAAACAGGACUCGUCGAGAAUGCGCUCAGCUUCGACUAUUGCGAUUUGCAUCGUUUUCGUCAUGUACUUAGUCGCUUCCUGCUUUGGCUACCUCACGUUUACAGAUGCCACCGGAUCGGAACUCUUUGUCAUGUAUUCAGGAUAUUCGAUGAACGAUCCUCUUACGCUCCUCGGAAGAAUCUUAGUUCUUUGCUGUGUGAUCCUGAGCGCGCCCGUGCUUCACUUUCCCUGCCGCAAAGCAAUCAUCGUCGGAAUUUGGGGCACUGAAGCACUUCCUGGUGGGUCUAAGUUCUCCCUCAAAAUAUGGCUCCUAACGAUGGUGUGUAUUCUUGUGAGCGUGAUUAUCAUGGUUCUCUAUGUACCCAACAUCAAAGACGUCUUUGGACUCGGCGGUGCUACGGUGGCCACUCUCCUGAUGAUUGUCAUGCCGUCUGGUCUUCAUUACAAGCUCUCCAAAGACUCCGGAACGUUGAUGAAACGAACAAAUCAACUCGUCGUCUUCGUCGGUCUUGCUUUUGGCAUCUUCUCCGUCGGACUAAUUAUUCAAGACUGGCUCACUGACUAUCCAAAACUUAACCCCUGCCAAAUUCUCCAGAACUCACUCCAGACAUCGAAUAAAUAA
Messenger RNA from Oikopleura dioica, 1512 nucleotides. NCBI's taxonomy places the organism in Eukaryota, Metazoa, Chordata, Appendicularia, Copelata, Oikopleuridae. The record is from the annotation of a GenBank genome assembly.